AUGGUCAACUCAACAAAGCCCGACAUCAUCAUAGGCACAGAGUCAUGGUUAAAACCUAAGCACUACGACAAUGAGAUUUUCAAUCCUGACCUUGGUUACACCCCUUUUAGGAGAGAUCGGCAGAAACAAGCAGGGGGUGGGGUAUUCAUUGCUGUCAAAAACUGUCUUGUAGCUCAGGAAGCCACACACCUGCAUACAGACUGUGAAAACGUCUGGGUCAAGAUAGAUAUCCAAGGCUCUAAGUCACUCCUGAUUGGCUCCUACUAUAAACCCAAAGAAUAUGACCCUCAGAGCCUGGAAGAAUUCAAAAAGUCUCUCUCCACGGCUACUAAAUCCAAAGCAAAUGUCUGGGUCACCCUCAAACGUCUUUACAGGAAAUGGGAUAAAUCAUACAAAAAAUACAUGCAACACAAAACUGAAAAACACAAAGAACACUAUCUUGCUCUCAAACACAAAUGCAAAAAAGAAACAAGACAAGCUUACCAAAACUACCUUGCAGACAUUCUCAACAUCAACAAACUCAAAUCCACCGCAUACAAGACACUGGUCAGACCCCAGCUGGAGUACAGCUCCUCCGUGUGGUCCCCGCAUGCAGCAACCUGCAUUGAACAGCUAGAGUCGGUUCAGCGUAGGGCUGCCCGCUGGGCCAAACAUGAUUUCAGGCUGUGUGGGUCCGAGCUUUCCUGCGUCAUUAACUACAAGUCAUGGCUAGUGCCCCGUGAUAUCAACCUACGGUGGACGAUAAAGGACCUUGACACAGAUGCGUCAGCGCCUGAUUCAUUCCACGUCAUAGCGAACUGGACCAGUGAUGGUUUCUGGGGCAUAUUUCAAAACGUCACGCCUACUUCAUGUGCAUGCGCAUACAACCCGGCGUUGGGAGACUGUCUUGAUUUCCGGGAACCAUUCAUCCUGCACGUGCACGUAAUGCUGAAAAACCAGACGACAAUAUUUGAGGAGCAAUGGCAGAUCGAUCCGAUUGAUUGUGAGAAGCCACCCGCUGUUGGUGAGGUUAACGUCACCGUAUUAAACAAUCACAGCGUUAACGUAAGCGUAACGUGGUCACGUCAGCUGCCUAUUCCUAGAGCGACGGAGGCAAAAUAUUACUUCAUGUACAGAAAGAAUGGGUUAAAAGACUGGAAAGAAGUUCAAAACAACGUAUCAAGGUCGACAACCGGUAUAAGCACCGUUGUUGUAGGAUUGUCUCCCUUCACAAAAUACGAAUUCACGGUGACAUGUCGAAAACUUAACCUUACCGGAAGUCUCUAUGGUCACCCUAGCGACAUCAUCAGCGUGAAUGAGGCGAGAACGGACGAAGCACCUCCGUCAAUGGCGCCAGAGUUAUGUCGCGAUUGUUUCUCAAUUGUACACAGCGACAGACGCUUAUGCAACGUGAUACUUUAUUGGAAGGAUAUACCGAUAGAGGCAAAGAAUGGUCUUAUUCAGCAAUUCAAUUUGGAGGUCUCGAAUAUUACUAGUUCCGCAUCCACGUUUUCCUCGAAAUACUCGGUCCCAGGUAACGUGUUUCGCUACCACGUGACAUUGCCGUGCAGGCAGCUGUAUACGGUUAACUUACAAGCAGGAAACUCCGCGGGUUGGUCGGAUGAAUCUUCCAUUGACAUAAACACUUCAGAUUCUCCUAUCAGCGAGGUUAUCCCGGAAGUGAACCGUGACGUAAACUCAAGUCUCAGCGUGUCAUGGACAGGACCACACUUGGUGACAGACACGCGACAUGCAGCUGACUCUCGUGCUAGUGUUUAUUGGUGCUUCAAGGAUGCUUCUGGCGAAUGUGAUCAAUCUUCGCCUAUUGUGACUGUACCAAGCACCCAUCUUAGUCUGCAUCUCUCCUCGGACCACCCAAUAGGCCGCUACCGGGUCGGCGUGGCGUAUGACACAGGCGGCAUAGUGUGGGCAAAGUGCAUUUAUUAUAAACCAGAGGCUGUUACAAAACUGUCAAUGGCGCUGACCGUGACGUCAGAUGGAAUGCCUUCACGAACGCUUCUCGUGCAAUGGACCACGCCAUCGUGCGGCCAGGUGGAACCAGUAUACUACAUAUCAGAGUUCGUGCUUACGUACUGCCAACGUUCGGAACAGGAUGCUAAUUGCACAGGUCUCGGGACGUCCGUCAAGCUCAGCAACACGCUGACCUCCUAUGUGUUAGAAGCACUCAACCAACAUAACAUAUAUUUGAUAACGAUGCAGUCACGUGACCGGAACGGUGUUCUGCGCAUGCUUGCGUCUGCUAACGGCUCUUGUGCCCCAGACACUCCAGAUGCUCGAGUCGCGAUGUGGAUAGGAGUUGCAGCAAGUGUCCUUCUAACGCUGUGCGUUGGACUGAUCGUGGUUAAACGUGUUCGAAUAAUAAUGUGA
Dreissena polymorpha is the source of this 2367-nucleotide messenger RNA. RefSeq lists its product as uncharacterized. Gene Ontology annotation, molecular function: protein binding. The coding region runs from base 1 to 2367 and encodes 788 amino acids. NCBI's taxonomy places the organism in Eukaryota, Metazoa, Mollusca, Bivalvia, Myida, Dreissenidae. The record is from RefSeq and is a predicted model, not a curated record. The transcript has 14 exons.